AUGCACCUCCCAACCACCCUCCUCACCUUCCCGCUCGCGGCCUCCGCAGCAACAACCCUCAUCCCAACGACCGUCUUCGAUUCCGUUUCCUCCCUGGAAGAAUACUUCGCAUACCUCUACCCCUGGGGCUCCGACCACAAUGGUUCUGCCCGGAUGCAAGGCAACUCCACCGACCAGGAGUACAUCUCCGUGGCGGACGGGACCUUGACUCUUGUCGCAAAGCCGGUUUCCGGUGAAGAGCCUACCAGUGGGGGCCAGGAAAUCAACUACCUCUCUGGAGCGGUCCAUUCUGCUACCACUUUCACGGUGGAAGAAGGAUCUGGGUUCAACAUCGAAGCGGAGUUCCAGGCACCUGUCGGCACCGGUACUUGGCCUGCUUUCUGGCUGAAUGGGGCCAAUACCUGGCCACCUGAGAUUGACCUGGCUGAGUGGAAGGGAACCGGAGAUAUCAGUUUCAACACGUUCAAUUCCUCCUCUGAAGUUCAAUCCCUGGAUACGGAGUAUUCAUCGCCAGAUGACUUCCACACCGUGCGCACCGAGAUUCGCGAUGAAGACGGCUCCAACAUCUCGGUGGCAUUCUACCUCGACGACGAACUAGUGACGACCCAGUAUGGCGGAGAAUAUGUCGGAAAACCACUGCAUCUAAUCAUCAAUUUGCAAAUGGAAGGCUCGUCUGGAACCCCCGGUCCCUCGGAAGACACGUACUACCGUAUUCGGAAUUUCAUCCCCAGCUCCUCUCAACUUCUCCUCACCUCUCCUCCCCCCCUCUCAACUCCACUCAAUUCCACCCCCAACCCAUCAAAUCCUUCCACAGAACAACCAAACACCAACCCACCACCCCCCUCACCCGCGACCAACAUGGUCCUCGACGACGCCUCCCUCCAGGCCUCAAUGGGCUCCGAAGGAGGAGAAGGAGUCGGCGGCGGAGGGAGCUUCGUACCCGAAAACACCGAAUUCCCCAUCCCGAAAUUCUACCCCCGACAAGUGCGCCCGGAGCUAGUCACCCGGCCCGAUCUAUUCAUCAUGGCCUUCUAUCCGGGGUCAUGGCAAUGGCGCAAAAAACUCACCUUCACGAUCAACCGCCGACUAACCAACAUGCAAGUCAUCACGGAGCGGCCCCCCACGCAAGACGAGGUCGACGCGAUGGUCACACACACCAGCCGACGGGUGUAUCACGAGCGAUUCGGAGCGCCGCUGGGCCUCGCGCAGACAUACAACUCGAUAUGCAAGACGCUGCAGAAAUGGGAUACCUGGCGGAUAUAUUACCGACGGGAAGGGAAGUGGGUGCAUCCGGUGGACGGGUUCAAGGCGGUUCGGAACAUGGCGGUGGCGGAUUCGGCGAGCGCGGCGAAACUGAUGGGGAUGGUGGGGGUACGGGGGUUCUUCUGGACGCUGCUGGCGUUGACGGCGUCGUCGAUAGGAGCGACGUUUCUGGAGACGGUAAACUUGACGAUGGAUCCUCGGUUGGCUGAUUUUAGGGAGGAGGCGAAGAAACAGGAUCCUGAGGUCAAGAAGCAGAAGGCGUUGGAGGCGUGGAAGCGCGAGGCGGCUGAGAGGGCGGGUAGGAUCGUUCCGGGGAUUGCGGGCGACCAGGCGACCCCUGGGGAGGAGCAAGGGCAGCAGCAGCCGCAGCAAGAGCAGAUGGCGUCGGCGUCGACGGGUUGGGAGUCUUCUUCGUCAUCGUCGCCGUUGCCGUCGCCACCUUCUCGGGCUCCGCCGGUUGCGGAACAGUCCCAGGGUGCCAGUUUCUUCGACGAUGAUGAUGCCAGUCCCACAGCUCCGGAGUACAAAUACUCUGAGGGCAGGAGCCAGGGCGGAAGUGCCUGGGACCGGAUCAGACAGCAUAAUAUGUCAGGCUCCCCGAGCCAAAGCAGCCAGAGUCCACAGGCCAGACAGGAACAGGGAGGAUGGAACUCAUUGCAAGGGACAUCAAGUUCUGGCUCUGGCUCUGGCUCUGGCUACUCCCCCUCAAACCCGGAUUGGGGCAGACAGCGGGAGCGGGAACAGUCGCAGGCAGAAUUCGAUCGGUUGAUCGAGUCCGAAAGGAAUGCCGGUACUGAUUCGUGGAGUGGUGGAAAGCGCUGGUGA
Molecule: messenger RNA, 2088 nt
Organism: Aspergillus affinis
Lineage: Eukaryota; Fungi; Ascomycota; Eurotiomycetes; Eurotiales; Aspergillaceae
Product: glycoside hydrolase family 16 protein
Exons: 6
Coding region: 1-2088 (695 amino acids)
Biological process (GO): glucan catabolic process
Molecular function (GO): hydrolase activity, hydrolyzing O-glycosyl compounds
Source: RefSeq, a predicted model, not a curated record